CUACGUUGCUAUAGAAACUUCCGGUCGGUCCUUCAUUCCUCCCACCCCCCCACCCCUUCCCCUGCGCAGGGUCCGACCAGCGAGAUGCUACGAAUCGGACAGCGGCUUCCCCGAAGGGCGGCCGCGCUUCUGCGCAGGCGCAAGCCUCGGAACCCUUAAGUGAUUUUUCCCGAGCCCGCCCGAGAGUCUCCACAUUCUCUCCCACCCACCCCCAAGUUGGCGAGUUGGGCGGUCCCGCCGGCGUCUCCGAACUCGGUCGCCGGGCCGCACCAUGGCUUCGGCGGGGGUGGAGAAGCGGAAGCGGGUCAACCUGAGCGUGAAGCAGAAGCUGGAGCUGAUCGAGAAGCUGGAGUCGGGCUGGUCGGUGGCGCGGGUGUGCGAGGAGUACGGCGUGAAGAAGCAGACGGUGUCGGACAUCCGCAAAGCCAAGGAGAAGCUGAGGAAGUUCGUGCUGAUGUGCGACGUCGACUCCACCGGCAGCGGGGCGGAGAUCGGGGCCAGGAAGCACAUGAAGAUGUCCCAGGAGGCUUCCCUGGAGGAAGCCGUGCUCAGGUGGUAUGUGGAACAGCGGUCUGGAGGAACCAAGGUCCGCCGCGUCGACCUCAAGGCGGCCGCCAACGCCAUCGCCGCCGACAUGAAGCUCAACUUCAAGGCCAGCGACGGCUGGAUCUGGCGCUUCUACAAGCGACAUGGCAUCGACCACAAGCGAGCCUGCGCCGGGGAAGCCGCCGCCACUGCCGCCGCUGCCGAGGAGGAGGAAGGGAUGGAGCCGCUGGGCAGCAGCUUCUACAAGCGCUACAUCAUGUCGCAGAUCAGAUCCAAGAGCAAAGAGCCUGCAGAGAAAGCAAUGAAAGAGAAAAAUUGUGCAGAUCCCCAGUGGAAGGGAGGACCAGAAAAUCCCACCAAUCCAGUUCAGCCUCUCUAUAUUUCAGAACCAAAAUUAGAAGAAACGGAUCUCAGAAAACUCCCCUGCGAAAUUCAGCCUCCGUCCCUUUCUGAGCAACCGGGAUGGGGAACGUCACAGAAAAGUAAAAGAGAACCGUUCCAUGGGAUGGAAGAACGCUGGGAAGCCCAGUGGCAGCAGUUCCUCAAAACCCUGCAACCUGCCCACACAGGAGAAGACAACCCAGGGUUUCCAGAAGCUUCUCCUUGGGAAGAUACCAAGGCCUUCCUAGCGUCCUUUGAGCAGGUGGCCCAAGCCUGUCAGUGGCCCUCAGAACAGUGGGUAGGCCAUCUUCUGCCAGCGCUGAGUGGAGAAGCCGAAGUGGUCUUCCGAAGUCUGGAAGCCAGAGAUCGGGAGGACUAUGGGAAGGUGAAGGCCGCCAUCUUGCGAGGGGAAGCCCUGAAAAUGGAGGUGCAGCGCCAACAUUUUCGGCAGUUCUGCUGCCAGGAAGUGGGAGACCCCCGAAGGAUCCAUAGCCAACUCCAGGAGCUUUGUCUCCAGUGGCUGAAGCCGGAGAGACACACCAAGGAACAGAUUCUGGAGCUGCUGAUCCUGGAGCAGUUCCUGGCCAGCCUUCCAUCGGACCUCCAGAGCUGGAUCCGAGCAGGAGGAGCAGACACGUGUUCCCAGGCGGUGGCUCUGGUCGAGGACUUCCUGAGGAGCCAGCAGGAGGUCAAAUCAGAGUCUUAUGAGGAACCAGGGCUGAUCCAGGAGGUGGCUGUGAGUUUUCACACCUCUGAGCAGACGCCAUUAAUUCCCGCAGAGAGGCAGCUUGAUUGCAAGAUCAAGCAAGAGGAGGAGGAUGGGGGCAAUUCAGAAGCUGCUGAUGAGUGGAUCGCUGAGUUGAAAGAGGGGGAUGACACCGAGUCCGCGAAGCUCCAGGGGACUCCUUGGGAUAGUCUCCCCAAGCCCCAGGAGGACAGAGACGCCUUGGUGAGCCGCGAUGCUGUUUCGAAGCAGAAGAGAGAAGAUGGCUCAAGUCAGCCCAUGGUUGAAAUCUUUCCUCUGGCAGGAGAGGAGAGAAACCUAAGCCCAACGGUGAUCAAGAAACGAUAUCGGAUUCGGGGGAAGAAGACCUGUUCCGUCUGCAGCAAGACCUUCAGCAGGAGCACCGUGCUGGCCGCACACCAGAGGACCCACACGGGUGAAAAGCCGUUCGCAUGCCAGAACUGUGGGAAGUGCUUCAGCUUCAAAUCGGCCCUGGUGGUGCAUGAGAGGACCCACACGGGUGAGAGGCCCUAUUCGUGCGAUCGGUGCGGGAAAAGCUUCACUGUCAGUUGGGUCCUUACCAGGCACUACCGAGUCCAUGCUAAAAAAGACCAGAUGGGCUGCUUGGAGUGCGGGAAGAGCUUCACCCAAAAGUCUCAGCUGCUCAGCCACCAGAAAGUCCACGUCGGGGAGAAGCCUUUCCGAUGGACCCAGUCUGGGGAAGCCUUUGGUGGUUGCGCCAUGACUGUUAAGCGACAGGAAGUUACCUGCUCCGGGGAGGCGAAGCCCUACAGAUGCCCGGAUUGUGAAAAAUCCUUCAACACAUCCUCCCAAUUGGACAGGCAUCACCGGGUGCACACGGGGGAGAGGCCCUUCACUUGCUCCGAGUGCGGGAAGAGCUUCAGGCAGUGGCAGAUUCUGAUGGUGCACAAGAGGAUUCACACGGGCGAGAAGCCCUUUAAGUGUGCCACCUGCGGGAAAUGCUUUUCUAACCAGGCCAGCCACAUCCGGCAUCGGAAAGUCCACACGGGGGAGAGGCCGCACCUCUGCGCCAUCUGCGGAAAACGGUUCCCCCAUCAUGCGGUUCUCGUGAAGCACCAGAAAAUCCACACCCGGGAAGCCUUAAACAGUCACAAGGUGGCGGAGGAGAAAAAGGAGGAGGAGGAACGAGCGAAAGAAAGCUCCUUCGGGUCGAAAAGCGGAAGCUUGCAGUUGCGGCGCCGUCCGGGAGGGGUCGCCCGCGGGUGCGCCGCCGGCCUCAGCGAAGCAAAGGGGCGGGGACAGGCCGGAGCAAACUGCAGCCGAGCAGCCCCGCCGGAAGCGAACCGGCGAGAAGGAGCUCGAAGAGAAGGGAUCAGAAGAAGAACAGAAAGACUCUGGCUGUCCCAUUCAGUCUGCCAAAGCAAGCAACUUAAGAACCACCUGAAAAUUAUCAAAAGAGAUCCAUUCAUUGGGAUGGAGGAGUGCUGGGACACACAAUGGGAGCCAUUUCUCGAGACACAACCCACCCACGCGGGCAGGAUCUUGGAGGCUUCACCCUGGGAAGACCCCAAGGCCUUCCUGGCUUCCUUUGAGCAGGUGGCCACGGCCUGCCACUGGCCCAGCGGAGAAUGGGUGGCCCAACUCCUGCCAGCCCUUUAUGGAGAAGCUGAAGAGGCCUUUCAGAGCCUGGACACCAUUCAUCAAGAGGAUUAUGAGAACGUGAAGGCGGCCAUCUUGAGGGGAGAUGCUGUGAAAAGCGAGGUCCAGCGUCAACGUUUCAGACAGUUCUACUGCCAGGAAGUGGAGGACCCACGAAAGGUUCAAAGCCACCUCCAGGAGCUUUGCCACCAGUGGCUGAAGCCCGAGAGUCACACCAAGGAUCAAAUCCUGGAGCUCUUGAUCUUAGAGCAAUUCCUGGCCAGCCUACCUCCAAAGCUUCAGGACUGGGUUCAGUCAAAGAGGCCGCAGACAAGUUCCCAGGCUGUGGCCUUGAUGGAGAACUUCCUUAGGAGCCAGCCGGAAGUCAAAUCCAAGCCGUGUCAGGUGCCAUUGAAAGGGAAGCAUGUGAUUUUCUUACACGAAGAAGAGUCUGUGGAGACUACAAACACUAAACAUGGUGAGAGGAAGAUCAAUAAGAAGAAAAAGCGGGAAGUCCAAAGUCAGAAGCGGAAACAGAAGGAGGAAAACUGCCCGUUGCAACUCAGUCUGAGUCCGAGCGACAACCAGAAUGGGCAGCAUCUCAGAAGAACAAAAACGAUCCAUUUUGGGGGGGUGGCAGAGAGCUGGGAAAUCCAGUGGCAGCGGUUCCUCCAGACAUCACAACCCCCUCCCAAUGGAUGGAAGAAUCCGAUGAGGUCAGAGGAUUCCCCCUGGGAAAACCCCAAGGCCUUCCUGCUCUCCUUUGAGCAAGUGGCCAACGCUUGCCACUGGCCUAGAGAAGAAUGGGCCACUCAGCUCUUCCCAGCCUUGAGCGGAGAAGCGGAAGAGGCCGUUCAAAACCUGGAAAUCCAAGAACGAGAAGACUAUGGCAAAGUGAAGGCGGCCAUCUUGCGAGGGGAAGCCCUGAGGACGGAGAUGCAACGCCAGCAUUUUCGGCAGUUCUGCUGCCAGGAGGUGGGAGACCCCCGGAGAAUUUACGGCCAACUCCACAAGCUGUGUCUCCAAUGGCUGAAGCCAGAGAGACACACCAAGGAGCAGAUCCUGGAACUGCUGAUCCUGGAGCAGUUCUUGGUCAGCCUCCCACCGGACCUCCGGAGCUGGAUCCGAGCGGGAAGGCCAGACACGUGUUCCCAGGCGGUGGCCCUGGUGGAGGACUUCCUAUCAAGUCUGCAAGAGGCCAAAUCUGGAUCCUGUCAGGAGCUGCUGAAGGAUGAUCCUGUGGAUUUUGAUCCUGGAGAGGAAGAACUCUUGGAAGCAAUGAAGAGGGAAAGAGUUGAAAUGGAGAUCAGUAUGUUGGGUAACGGAUGGGAAAGUGGAGUCAAGAUGGACGACUCUCUGGGUGAAGAUGAAAAGCUGGAGGCAACUUUCAGGACAGAUUCCACGAGACGCCCUGUGAAUCUGCCAUCAAAAAAGCAGACCCAGGAGACACCCAUGGAGGAUGAGAAGGAACGCCGUUUGCUGGCAAAAAGAUUUUCUACUGCUGUUAUUGGAAAGACCACUUUAUCCAGCAAAGAUAAAACGCCUUUGUUCUCCAAGUAUGGUCGGAAGUAUCACUACAGAGUGGAACUUGACAUGAUAGAUUCCUCGGAGGACUUUGAAGAAUGGCCUAGCUCAGAGGACGAUCUCCAGUGUCUUUCCGACUUUGGCGAAAAGGAAGAAAAUAGAAGAAUUGAGAAAAAGUGCAAGUUUUCUGGAAAGAGAAAUGGGAAUCGUUUCAACAGAUAUCAGUGCAGUUAUCUAGAAGAAGAAAACGACCAUUCUCUCGAGUACGUGAAAACCUUCAGUAACGCAAACUCGCUAAAUAUAAUUCAGGCCCCUAACGACACUGAAAGGAAAGUGUAUGAAUGUUCUCAAUGCGGGAAACAAUUUGGUAAAUUUAGUCAGUGGAGUCAACAUCAGAAAAUCCACACCGGAGAAAAACCAUACAAAUGUUCCCAAUGUGGAAAGUCUUUCAACCAAGCAGGAAAUCUGAAGACCCACCAGAAAAUUCAUACCGGAGAGAGACCCUACGGAUGUUCCCAAUGUGGGAAAAGCUUCAAUCAGGCAGGGAAUCUGAAGACCCACCAGAAAAUCCACACCGGGGAGAGACCCUACAAAUGCCCUCAGUGUGGGAAAAGCUUCACCCGAGGGAUCCUUUUGAAGAUACAUCAAAGGAUCCACACUGGAGAAACACCGUACAAAUGUUCCGAGUGCGGGAAAGGAUUCAAUGAGAUGCGGAACUUGAAAAGACACCAGAGAAUUCAUACCGGAGAGAAACCUCACAGAUGUUCCCAGUGUGGGAAAUGCUUCACUGAGGCAGAUGUUUUGAAGAUACACCAAAGAACACACACCGGAGAGAGGCCGUACAAGUGUUCGGAGUGUGGGAAAUGCUUCAAUAAGUCGGGAACUUUGAGGAGACAUCAAAGAAUUCAUACCGGAGAGAGACCCUACAAAUGCUCUCAGUGUGGGAAAGGUUUCAACCAGAUGGGGACUUUGAAAAAACACCAGAGGCUUCACCCAGGCGAGAAAUACUACAAAUGUUCUCAAAUCCACGCAGCAAUUUAUAUCGGUGAGAAACCGCACAAGUGCUCCGACUGCGGGAAAUGUUUCCGACAGGCAGGGCUUCUGAAGAGGCAUCAAAGAAUUCAUACCGGAGAGAGACCCUACCGAUGUUCUCAGUGUGGGAAAUGGUUCAAUCAAUCAGGAACUUUGAAGAGACAUCAGAGAAUUCAUACCGGAGACAAACCACCCCAGUUCCUUAGCGGUGGAAAUACGUCGGUCAGGGAAGUGACUUGAAGAACUAUCUGGAAAUUCGUAUUUCAGGAAAAAGCCACAGAUGUAACUAAAACCUAGCGUGGAAAAUCUCCAUGAUCGAAAUAUAGUAAUUGAAAGAUACAAUCGAUUGAAAACGAAAGAGCGGCAGUAGAAUAGAAGAAAGAGUUUUAGUGUACAAUUGGGAUAAAGGCAGGGAGUUCUUGACUUGCAACCACAGUUGGGGUUGGAAUUUCAGUUGCUAAGUGAUGCGGUCAAUAAGCGAGUCACCACAGGACCGGAUCUGAUUUUACAACGGUUUACUUAUCAUGAUUGUUAAGUAAUCCUGGCUUCCCCAAUUAACUUCAUUUGUGGGAAGAUCACAAAUUGCAAUCACAAGAGACGGCAACCGUCGUAAAGAUGAGACAGUUGUCACGUGACUGAAUUAUGAUCAUGUGAUUGAGGGAUGGUCGUAAGUCACUUUUUCCAAAACCAUCGUAAGUUGGAACUGUCAUUAAAGGAAUGGUGAUAAGUCAAAGAUUACUUGUAAAACCAAUAUAAACAUUAUGGCCCUCCGUCUCUUGCCCAAAUUAUGAAUUAUGUAGAUUAUGCUUUCUGAAAGCAGAGAGAGAUCUGAAAGAAAAUGUGGAGUUGAAUUCAACUUAUUGCUUAGGAGCUUUUGAAAAGAAAACAGAGAAGGAUCAUUGCACACUUCAAAUCCCUUAAUGGAUGCCAUUCAGAAUCAAGAGACUUCUCCUCUUUCAUUCCAGAGGGUAAAACAUGAAAUCAUGAAUGCUAGGACAAAAAUGUCAAAAUAUUCAUUAGUCAUAAAAAAGGGUUGAGCAGUUGGAUCAAUUUUGCAACGAGAUGAUGGGAUACUCUUCACUAGAGGUGUCCACCUAUCCAUGGACCCUAAUUGGGAUUGCUACAUGGAGCCGAGGUUGGACUUGAUGGUCUUAAUGACUCUCUCCAGCUCUGCUUCCAUGAUUCCUGACAAGACCAAAUGACGGUGAGUUUGGGUCCCCAACUGCACCUGGUGGUUUGCCAUCUUUAAUUUUGGCUGUCGGAGCUGGCGCAGCAUCGGGAGGUUCUUCUGGACUCCCAACCUUCUGGACUCACCACUCCUGCUCAACGAGCAAGCGGCACAUGGGGAGGAGGGCCUUUGCAUAAAUGCAUCUUGUGCACUAGUCACACUUUUUCUAACACUAUUGGGCCCUGCUCACAUUUGGCCAUGCCUUACACGUCUUGAUUGGACGGUUGGCAGUGCACUCUAGUGGGGCUGCCCUUGAAGAGCAUUCAGAAGCUACAACUGAUCCAGUAGGGAUGCAUCACAAGAUACCCACAUAAUUCUUCUACUACAUGAGUUCCCAAGAUCUUUCAGGGUGCUGGACAUCAACCUUUAAAGCCGUAUCUGGCAUGGGGCCAGGUUUUAUUUGCAGGACUGCCUAUCCCUGCUCAUUGCCAAGUUCUGGCAGGUGGGCAUCCUCAGUUAAACAACCCUUCAGUUAAACAGUGUUUCCUGAUAGGGACACGGAAGCAUGCCUUUGUCCUAGCAACUGCCUUAUGGAACAGCCUCCGGCUCCCUCAAGAUGACAGAUGAUCAACGUUGUUGACCUCCAGGAAAGCAGUGAGGAUCUGGCUUUCCGUCCCAGGCGCUAGGAUCAGGAUGUCGAAGUGUGCCAGCAAGAUGUGAUUGGUUGAUUGAUGGAAGCAAGUUUUAUCUAAACCCCUGAUAUAGUUUUAGGUGUUUGUUUUGUUUUGAUCAAAUUGUGUUUUUUCGCUCUUGCAUGCCCCCUAGCGUCUUUUCUAAUAGACAGGUGGCUAUGUAAGUUUGUUUAAGAAAUAAAAAUUUUUUUGCAAA
This is a messenger RNA of Pantherophis guttatus, 7883 nucleotides long. The record is from RefSeq and is a predicted model, not a curated record. Lineage: Eukaryota; Metazoa; Chordata; Lepidosauria; Squamata; Colubridae.